Nicrophorus vespilloides is the source of this 1347-nucleotide messenger RNA. It is a transcript of the gene Vap33, whose product is annotated as vesicle-associated membrane protein-associated protein B. The transcript has 4 exons. Gene Ontology annotation, molecular function: FFAT motif binding. Gene Ontology annotation, biological process: endoplasmic reticulum membrane organization. Gene Ontology annotation, cellular component: plasma membrane; endoplasmic reticulum membrane. Bases 465 to 1205 code for a protein of 246 amino acids. Lineage: Eukaryota; Metazoa; Arthropoda; Insecta; Coleoptera; Silphidae. The record is from RefSeq and is a predicted model, not a curated record.
GUUUGCGCAGUCGGUGGUGUCUCAUAAUCCGGGAACUGUCAUUGUGCAAAAGCUAAAAAUUUACUCUUUUUUUUUCCGCACAUUGGAAGGAAAAAAAACCCGCAACGCCAGGCGUCUGUAGUGAACGGUGUCACAUCGCACGUUGCCCUUUUGUUGCCGUAUAAAAUUUGCGUGUCAUUUUGGUCGGACCUUCUGCGGGAAGCGAGGCAAACAACUGCGAAUCGCACCGGGGCCCGACGACCGGAAGAAGACUUCCAUGAGAAUCGACGGAAUACCAUAAUAAUAAUAAAACAACAGCGAGAAAAAGGAAGAAGGAAAGAGAAUAAGUAAAACAACAGCAGCUCGGCUUCUGUUCAUCCACGACGAAGACGCAUCCGUCGCCGUCUCCUCCUACACCCGUCUUGUGUUAUUAGUGAGUGAUUAGCAUCGAUAAAGUGGAGUCGUCUCCAAGCAAACCCACCGAAAUGGCUAGUAAAAACGAGCAAGUGUUGAUCAUCGAGCCCGAGGCUGAGCUCAAAUUCAUAGGACCUUUCACUACUUCGAACACAAUCAAAAUGACGCUUACGAACCCCUCCAAAAAGACGGUCGUAUUCAAAAUAAAAACUACGGCACCCAAGAAGUACUGCGUCAGGCCGAAUUCCGGUCUUCUGCUACCGAGCGCGAGCGUCGAAUUGGGGAUCUGUUUGCAGCCAUUCUAUUAUGAUCCUGCCGAGAAGAACAAGCACAAGUUCAUGGUGCAGAGCAUGUUCGUACCCGAUGGCCAAGUCAACUUGGAACAGGUAUGGAAGGAAUGCACACCGGAACAGCUGAUGGACUCCAAGUUGAGGUGCGUCUUCGAGCUUCCGGAACCGGCAAAUGCAACCGAAGAGAGCGAGACUCGUUUCAACACGUUCACCCCAACCAAGGUUCCAGCACUCGCAGCUUCAAAUGAACCUGCCGUCACGCAGAAUGAAGAAGGCGAACUUCAGGAAGCUGAACAUGAAAUCCAGAGGUUGGAGAAUCACUCUCUGAAACUGGUGACCGAAAAUCUGCGACUGAAAGAGAUGUUGCUGAAAUGCACGUGCAACAACGCGCCCGACGCGAAAAAGGCCUCAUCCAAGUAUGCUCCGCCUGCCGUGGAGGAGACCGAGAUCCCGAUGAUGCGUUUCAUUUUUAGUCUACUCAUAGUUAUCUUUGGAAUCGUGAUCGGCAAAUACGUGCUCUGAACCCUUUCCGAAAGCCACAAUCCACAGCAAAGCAGCAAAGAAAACACACAAUAUCCACUACUGAAAAAAUUUACCAUGACAGCCUGCAUAACGGAAAAAAUAUUAUUAUUAAACUAGUAAAAAACGAGAAUAUUACAAAUAA